Sorghum bicolor (sorghum) is the source of this 1628-nucleotide messenger RNA. RefSeq names its product polyadenylate-binding protein RBP47. Gene Ontology annotation, molecular function: mRNA binding. The transcript has 6 exons. The record is from RefSeq and is a predicted model, not a curated record. Gene Ontology annotation, cellular component: cytosol. Bases 79 to 1350 code for a protein of 423 amino acids. NCBI's taxonomy places the organism in Eukaryota, Viridiplantae, Streptophyta, Magnoliopsida, Poales, Poaceae.
UCUCUUUUCCGCCCUCCACCCCUCGCUAGCCCUCCACCCCCCACACGACCCUCCUCCUCGGCGGCGGCUGCGGCGGCGAUGCAGAUGGCGGCGACCACCACCGACUCCCAGGCGGCCGUGCCGCCUCACCACCCUCACGCCCACCCCCACGUGCCCCCGCAGCAUGGUCACCCGCACCACCACAUGCCGCCGCAGCCACGGUGGGUCGUCAUCCCGUACCCGCCGCCGCCGCCCAUGGUGGCCGCGCCACCGCCGCCGCCGCCGCAGUUUGCCAAGCACUUUGCUGCUGGGCCUCCCCCGCCGCCCCAAGCUGCGGCCGGGCGCCGCACGCCGACCCCACCCGCGGCCGGAUCCGGCGGGAACGGGUGCGAGGAGAAUAAGACCAUUUGGGUCGGCGACCUCCAGUACUGGAUGGACGAGAACUACCUCCACAGCUGCUUCGGGCCCAGCGGCGAGGUGGUUACAAUAAAAGUUAUCCGCAAUAGGCAAACAGGACAGUCAGAGGGGUAUGGAUUUGUUGAGUUCUUUUCUCACGCAUCAGCAGAAAAGGCUCUUCAGAAUUUUACUGGUCAUGUGAUGCCAAACACUGACCGGGCAUUUAAGUUGAACUGGGCAUCAUAUAGCAUGGGUGAAAAGCGAUCUGAAGUAGCUUCUGACCACUCAAUAUUUGUUGGUGAUCUAGCUGCUGAUGUUACUGAUGAAAUGCUGCUGGAGCUUUUCUCUAGCAAGUACCGCUCGGUGAAAGGAGCUAAAGUUAUUAUUGAUGCAAACACAGGCCGUUCUAGGGGCUAUGGAUUUGUUAGGUUUGGAGAUGACAACGACAAAUCUCAUGCAAUGUCUGAAAUGAAUGGUGUAUAUUGCUCUACUAGGCCAAUUCGUAUAGGACCUGCGACUCCCAGAAGAUCUUCAGGAGAUUCUGGCUCCUCGACUCCUGGUCAUUCAGAUGGUGAUUCUUCUAAUAGAACGGUAUAUGUUGGUGGGCUUGACCCCAAUGUCAGUGAAGAUGAACUUAGAAAAGCCUUUGCCAAAUAUGGUGAUCUUGCCUCUGUGAAAAUUCCUCUAGGAAAGCAAUGUGGCUUUGUUCAAUUUGCUAGCAGAACUGAUGCUGAAGAAGCACUACAAGGAUUAAAUGGAUCACUCAUUGGGAAGCAGGCAGUUCGCCUUUCAUGGGGCCGCAGCCCAUCGCAUAAGCAGUCGAGGGGUGACUCCGGCAACAGGAGGAACAACAUGUACUAUGGCACACCAUUCUAUGGCGGAUAUGGCUAUGCCUCCCCAGUGCCACACCCAAACAUGUACGCCGCAGCGUAUGGCGCGUACCCCAUGUAUGGCAACCAGCAGCUAGUGAGCUAGAGAGCUCCCCUCCGAUGUGUCCCCUCUGACGGGAAACAAAGGUUUUGGUCCGGUGAGCAUAGUAGGGUCAGGUGAGAAGGUUAUAUCCUUAUAGGUUGUCCGAAAAAGUGGGCGAGAUAUGUUGUUGAACGGAUGGUAUGGUGCCUGUAGCUGUUGUGUGUGUGUGCGUCGCAAGAAUUGGAUGGAACUCGUGGCUUGUAGUACACCAGGGAGUCAUGUCGGUAUUCUUUCAAGAAAUUUUGACUUGGUAAUAAAUUAAACUAUUGUUUGUGCGUCCA